Molecule: messenger RNA, 1222 nt
Organism: Oncorhynchus mykiss (rainbow trout)
Lineage: Eukaryota; Metazoa; Chordata; Actinopteri; Salmoniformes; Salmonidae
Product: zinc finger protein 830
Biological process (GO): nuclear DNA replication; mitotic DNA damage checkpoint signaling; mitotic DNA replication checkpoint signaling
Cellular component (GO): nucleus; spliceosomal complex
Molecular function (GO): zinc ion binding; nucleic acid binding
Source: RefSeq, a predicted model, not a curated record
GGUCUUGAAUUAACAUACGUCAUCUACACGCGCCAUAUUUUUGUUGUUUGCCAAGCUUUCAGAAAUUUUGUUUUGGAACGCAAAUAAAUAAUGCCUCCAAAGAAUAAGCAGAAGAAAGUGAUUCAUCAAGAUGAACUGCGUCGGUUGAUGAGAGAGAAACAAAAGCAAACGAUAGAUAAGAAGCGUGUCGAAUCCCCUUAUGCCAAGUACAACAGUCUCGAUCAUCUUAGCUGCGUACUCUGCAACGAGCGGGUAAAGAAUGAAAUAUUGUGGCAGACUCACGUUCUUGGAAAACAGCAUAAGGAGAAGGUUGCCGAGCUCAAGGGGUCUAAACAAAGUUCAACAGGUCACGGACCCCAGCCCCCGCUGAAAAGGAAAGCAUUGGAUUCUGAAGACACGAAUGGGAAAAAGUCUAAACCUGUGGCAGGUAACGAGCAGGCAUCUACGUCGUCAGGGUUGCCUGAUGUUUUCUUUGCGAAACCUGCUCCGCCUGGGCCGAAGAAACUAACUGGAAUUUUGAAAAAAACAUCUACUGGACUGAGUCUUCUGGCCGGAGUCUAUAAUGAAGACGAAGAGGAGGCUGGUGACUCUUCUGACCUAGGGGCAGCCUCCAGCUCGGGUGUGCAGAAGGGGACACCUGCCCCAGGACUCCCAGCUGAUUUCUUUGACAACGGCACCAUUCCAGCUGUCCCAGCUGCCUCUCAUUCCGGGUCUAUCCUCAAACCAGAUGAAACUGAGAAGAGUGUGGAGAAGAAGGAAAAUACACCUGAAGCACUACCAGAAGGCUUCUUUGACGACCCAGUGAGAGAUGCCAAAGUCCGCAAUGUUGACGCUCCAAAAGAUCAAAUGGAUAAGGAGUGGGAAGAGUUCCAAAAGGAAAUGCGGCAGGUGAACACUAAAUCAGAGGCCAUUGUAGCCGAGGAUGACGAGGAGGGACGUUUUGAGCGUCAGAUUGAUGAAAUCGAUGAGCAAAUCGAAUGUUACCGGAGGGUUGAGGUAUUGAGAGAUAAGCAAGAUGUGGUGAAGAAGGUUGUGAAGGAGAAGACCGAAGACCAGGAAGACUCCCGGGGAAGCGAUGAGGAGGAUGAAGAAGAGCUGCUCCACUUGCUGUCAAGAGACUGGAGGGCUAAAGGGGCCCUUGCUUAAAAUUGCUGGGUCCUUUUGAACCGAAUAGGGUCAAUGUUUCUCCAGAUUGUAAAUAAAAUUGCAAAGUUGCAAAGGA